Batrachochytrium dendrobatidis JAM81 is the source of this 2265-nucleotide messenger RNA. RefSeq lists its product as uncharacterized. The transcript is spliced from 16 exons. Bases 1 to 2265 code for a protein of 754 amino acids. The record is from RefSeq and is a predicted model, not a curated record. NCBI's taxonomy places the organism in Eukaryota, Fungi, Chytridiomycota, Chytridiomycetes, Rhizophydiales. Gene Ontology annotation, cellular component: plasma membrane.
AUGCCAAAGUUUCCUACUCCUGGCUUGCAUUCAUUUGAUGCCGGUUUGGCUGAAGCAAAUGGUCGGAUUGCUGCAUUUGGAGAUUUUAACGGAGACAGGAUACUCGCAUCUAUUCUAAAUAUAUCUAAUAUAAUUGUUCUAAAUGCUUUAGGCCAAACAAAAUUUGUGCGAUUACCCACUACUAAGUUUAGUAUUUUACAAAAUGGUAAACCACUUUCAAUCACAAACGUCAUUCCGGGCGACUUUAAUUAUGACGGAAAACUCGAUUUCAUUUUAUUUGGACAGAAAGAUCCAUUGAGCACUAGCGAUAAAGAAUUGCAUUUCCAGCUGUUUUUGGGAAAUGGUAAACUGAAUUCAACCGUCGUCAAAUCAGGCAGCGGAAUUUCAGAAACAGCACAACCUUUUGUCAUUGACUACGAUGGACAGAUGUAUCCCAGUCUUUUGGGUCAUGUUCAUAAUCAACCCAAUAAUCUGAGUCUAUGGACGUUCAACACCACUACUAAUUUAUUUGACAUUCGGCCGUCUAAUUUUACACAAAAUUCCCCUGCUGGUAACAGUUGCCAACUAUCUCAUCCUCAUUCCAGUGCAUUUAUUGAUAUAAACGGCGAUUGUUUGCCUGAUAUGCGAUCAAUAAAUGUAUCUAAGACGCCUAUUGUUUACUGUAAUGAUGCAGACGUGUUCUUGACAUGCGAUAAAGGGUCUGGUCGUCAAGGCUACCAGAUUUGGAUCAAUAGUAAAGAAAAUGGAUUCGAGUUUGCACGAUCGGGUGAUCUUCCAGUUGGUUCUGGACAAAUAUCUUUUGCCGAUAUGGAUGCCGAUGGAACAAUAGACAUGGUGUUUCCUGUAUGCAACUCUGGUUCUUGUACAAUCAAUAUAGCCUACAACCAGCAAAUAGGACUAUGUGUCGGAGACAUUCUUGAUAACUGCAGAGAUCCUCAUAACUUGUGUGUGGCUGACCCAGACUUCAAGUUUAGCUUUGCAUCAACAUCUCCGAGAUAUGUUUCCAUGCCCAUUGCUGAACUGUUUCCUUUGGAAGAUAUUUAUUUGAACGACCUUUCGUUUAAAGGAACCAUGCCAAUCCCUUUGCGAAUUGGGGACUACAACAAUGAUGGAUAUCCUGAUAUUCUUUUUUUAAGUGUGUCGAAAACUUCAGCAUCUAAAAUAUCUUCUCGACUAGUUCGAUCUGUUCCAUGUGACAAUAGAUGCACGCCAGAAGCGUCAGCCGCAGGAGCACGAUCGUUUGUAUCCGUGUACGAAGGUGUUGGUGUAUUUAAGAGUUACCCAGACAUGAUACUGUCUGGUCUGACUUUUAUGGAUAUUGAUGAAGAUGGGACAUUGGAUAUUUUCAUGACAGUACGGAACAUCGAUAUGGGAAUGCGAACCAUCUCACUCAUCAAUAAUUACUACAAUGAUGCAUUUUUUCUCAAAGCAAUUGUUCUUAAUGGUGUAUGUAAUGAGUGGUGUCCUGGUCUCGAACCAUUUCCAGAUCCAAGGCCAUAUGGAGUCAAUUAUGCUGGCGGUACAUUCAAAUAUACUGUUUUAGAUACUAGAGGAGAACGUCGAGCAACUCAGGUCGCACAGCUUCCCCAGUCAGCAUAUAUGUCACUUCAUACGCCUUACACCCUUUUUGGACUUGGUCGUACCAAUAACUACAUUGAAGAUUUGUUUGUUGGUGUAUCCAGAAGAACCAAAGAACAUGUCGCGGCAUAUCAAGGUGUGAUUCCCAAUUCGCAACUGGUGAUCAUUCCUUAUGAAGCGGCUAGAAGCGGACAUAGUCCAGUAGAUUGGAAGCUUGAGUUGUAUAUGAAUCCGAGUUCAAGUAGUGCAGGAUUGAUGGGCGUGCUUUGUGGAGCGAUUACAAUACUUUGCAUAAUAAUCUGGGGUUUUGAUUGGGCAGAAAAGCAACCGCAACUGACAAGACGAGCACAAGGAUUCGAUCGGCUGGUUGAGCUAGGCAUGUCAGAACAAGAGGUUCAAGAUCUACGGACACAAUUCCAUGCACUACGAGGUCAUAAUCCCGAUGAACUGCAGGAAGAUUCAUUAAAUAUAGAAGAAGAUUGGAUGGACAAUCCUGGUAUUGCUGGACAGACACCAGAAACUCUAGAAACACACUCGGACAUGCUUAUUGGACUGAUGGUUGGAUUCUUUAUGGGGAUUCUUGCAAUAUACUGGAUCAAGGAAGCUCGAAUGUACAAUCGACAACAACAAUUAGGAAUCAUCACUGGUUUAAUCAUCAACUUUUCGUUUGGUGCAUUGCGACUGUAA